GGUGGCAGUAGUGCUGGUGACGGCAGCAACACGUAGUAGCGGCGGUAGCAGUCGACGGCAUCACAACGCCGAAGUGACCACGUACGUAGGGAACGUCGCAGAGCGAUCCGUUCUCCGUUCCGACGCGCUGAUCACGGUGCACGCAGUCGCAUCACGGAGCGGAUUGUCCCGUCCGCGGCAUCCACCAGCCCUCUCCCGUCGUCGAGCACGGCUACGUCGUUUGCGGAUCGCGGCUACGGAAUCGCUCUGCGGAAACACGCCUGGAAACGCCGAUCGAGCUUGGCCCGGCUGCUUGGCAUCCCCGUGACAGAAUGAAGUUAUGCUGGAGUUUGGCUCUCGUGGCCAUCGCCCUGUCGAUGAUCCUUACAAUCGCCCGAGCGGAAAGUGAUCUGUGGGAGGAGGACGACAAGGAGGUCCUUGUGCGGACAGUGCGCGGAACUAAGGAACGAACAUCCGGCAGUUCAUCGUCGUGCAGAUACGUAAAGAGUCAAUGGUCGGAAUGUGACCCGAACACCAACACACGAUCACGCACCCUGAGCCUGAAGAAGGGCGACAAGUCCUGCGAGCAGACCAAGACCAUCCAGAAGAAGUGCAAGAAAGCAUGUCGAUAUGAGAAAGGCGCGUGGAGCGGAUGUGUGAAUCAAAUGAUGACGAGAAUCGAUAAUCUGAAAGUGAACAGCGACACGUCCUGCGAAAAGACGCGACGGCUCACUAAGAGGUGUAAACCGGAGACUAACACGAAGAAAUCCACCAAAGGGGAACGAUCGAACAAGAAGUCGAGCAAGCAGUAAUCAUCCGCCAAUCUCCGAUCAUCUCUUCUAAUCGGGCAACGAAAGCGCACUCUCAUCUCCUCGACUCUUACCUUUACUCGAUCCUUUGUCCAAUUGCCAAUUGAUCGCGAGGCAGGGCACAAAUGGAAAUCUGGAUGGCGGCGAUAGCCGCCAGCCGAAGCAUUUGUUAUACAUACUGCCUGAUGAAUCGUGCAUCUCGGACGCAGCGAUGCGUACUGCGCUGCACAACUGCGAUCGCCCUCAGCGAUGCGCCGCCGUCGUUUGAUUAUACAAGUUAAUUACUGUUAAUAAUUCGGGAUGGCAUGCACGUCUCGGUGAUCACUUCUGCUCCCGGCGGAGGUCAUUAACCCUUCCGAGAGCCGCGUUGUUUAAUUGUUGUUUCUGUACCGCGUUACCGCGGCGGUUGCAAGUUUAUAGAAAAUAUUGCUCUUAGCUGUCGCGCUGAUUGGAACAACUCCUCCGUAUGUGCAACCUAUUGACAUAAUUCGCAACAAGUCCCCUCAUAGAGGAGCUAUUGAUCGCGUAAAGGUUUUUCUAAAAAUGGACGCUGACGAGAAUCUUGGAAGGGUUAAUCUUGCGGGUCGCGCAAUCAGCCGGAGAAUCGAUCGAGCGGGGUGCCGAUAAUGUCGUGUGACAUGUUCGAGAUGACGAAAACCGAACACGGCUGUUUUACGUCAGACACGAUGCAGUGAUGUAGUUUGUUGCGAUGUUUUCUUCGAACUCACGCGACUUGGAAUUGCAAAAAUUCGGAGACCCUUAAAAGCUCGAGCGUUAGAUUCCAGCGUGUUCUCGCGGAGUUUGCAUCACUGAUUGUUCAACUGAUUGACAAGCGCAACACACCCUAGAGCUUCCCGAAAGAGAACUAGAAACAGCCGCCAUUUCGGCGGCUCGCGAAAGAGGAUAAGAUCAUUUGCCAAAGCUGUUCUCUCGUCUUCCCGCAGCGAUUAUUAAUAUUAUUAUUGUUUAUCAUUAUCACACAUGAGAAGCAGCAGUGACCUCCCCCUCCUCCUGCCCCCUUUGGCUUAGCUGCUGAUCCAUUUAAAAUCAUGUACAAUGUUCAUGUUUGUCAUACUAAACAGCUUUCAUUCGAUUGUCACAUAAAUAUACAGUGUUUGAUGUUCAAAGUAACUGUGUCCUGUAACGUGCGCGAGAUAUUCCGACAAUUAUUACGCCGUCGCGAAGGUUCACCAAUUUGAAUCUGAACGAGUGUUGGAGGAUGCGCGAAAGGUGGACGGCAUCCUACGAUUCGGAAUUUUCGUACUUGGGUCACGGCUAAUCAAAAAAUUGUCAAAAUCAAAAGAAGGAAGACGAUGAAAAAGGAGCCAUAUCAAAACAAUAAUUGAGAGUAAAAUGGGUGAAAAUGGCGAUAUACGUAUACACGUGAAGCACAGAAUGUUCGCGCGAGCCUAAUGAAUUUUCCUGGAAUCCUCCGCGCCUCUCUCGACAGGACGUCGUCACUUCCGAUGUUAAUAUUCGCAGUUAACGUUAUAAUAAUGUAUCAAAUGAUAACUGGCAAUAUGGAAACUCGCAAGCCAAUGAGCAUAAAAAUCAAACUAAAAUAACUCGUCGUCUCGUUGUCUCGUCAAAUGUGCAUGCUCCUGCAUGCAAGAGAGAAAAAGAGAUCACUUUCGACACCGUGAAAAUCAAAUCCCUUCUCCCUGCAUACAAGAUUGUAUUUCUUUCUAAGUCUAGGUGUAUACGCAGAGGCUCGUCGGUGAGAAGAAGUUAAGCCGUUCGCGCGUUUGGUACCGCACGCGUGUGCGAUCUACGUGUGCGACACGUUUCGAAAAGUGCGUGUAGAGUGAUGCGAGGAGAAAAUAUUUUCUACCAUGUAAUUCCUCACCUCACGGACCUUUAUGACUUAUGGAAGUUUGCUUUUGAGCUCUUACACGAACGUCGCGUCGCGCGUAUAUAUCAGAAUUAACUCUUCUACGCGCGGCGGAUAUUUUAACCGGAUCUCUGAGGAUUAAUUUGAGAAAUUAAUGGAUGCGUCGCGUAUGUGGAGUCGCGCACGUGUCGUCGCUAAGCGCCUAGGUCUAGCUCCCGUAUUACAGCAUAUCAUCAUUACGCGUAAAGCGAAUCUAUCGAUAAAUCAUAAGAUAGCGUUAUCUCUGUUCUAUGGGCUCUUCUCUAAUUACUAUUAAUCCUUCAUCCCCUUUUAUCCUUCCCCGUUAAUCCUUCGACCGGUAAAUUCAAUUCCACCGAAUUCUCUAUUCCCGUUCAAACUAACCCAAGUCGAAGCAUCUUGCAAAAGUGCAAAGUUGCAGUUUCACAAGUCGCAUCGACGAGGCCAGCUUAUAUUUUAGUGUACGCGCGAUGUGGCCGGAAGUGGACUCGUAUGUGCCGGUUGAAAGCAUUAAAUGUCUUCGAUGAGCGUUACAUCUAUUUUACAAUGAGCGCUAAUUACAUACGCGAUUGGAACCAUUCGCACACAUAAUUCUGCCCGAAGGAUUCUUUUCUUUUCCUUUGAAACACUCGAGAAAUGUCUAAUCCCAUCGCGCUCUUACACGGAAUGCCAUGAGUCAUCCUUUUCAAUUCUGAUUACCGUGGGAUUUUCCGAUUGUAAUGAUUGUAUAGGAUUGCGUAAUCCUCAAGUGCUUAAUUGCAAGUGUGCAGUUACCUCUCGAUGUAGAAUAGGUGUAAUGAGUAUUGUGCUUGACUUCUCUGUGUGGAGCUCGCAGGAGGCUCUCCGUGUUUUAAUCGCAUUGUAACAUAGCAUGAUAGAAGGUACAUCAGUAAAAAAAACCUAGAGACUAAUUUUUCAGAUCCUUCGACAAUUACACGAGACGUUCCGCGGAAGAUGCACGUCGGUAGCGAAUUUUUAUUCUUAGAGAAAUUACGGAAUGAUAAUAUUAUGGAUAUUAUUUAUAUUAUAAAAUUAUGGAAUAGAUUUCUAGAGAUAAACUAGAUAUAAAAAGGUAAAUUAGAUUUUGUAUGUCGGUACUUUGAAUUGCAAAGGUGCUAGAGAAUGAUCGAUCAAGAUUUUAAUUCGCAUUUCAGAUCGCGCGUUGAAAGUCUUACGAGAAAAAUGAUUCCUUUCCGUAUGUCUCUUGCGGACGAUUUUCGAUCAUCCGCGUGCAGUUUUUUGGAACGUCUCAUAGAUAUUCUAGAUAUAUUACGAUAAGAGAAUUAUUUAGAGAAUUUUAUUCAUUAUUAUAACUAAAACAAUUAGUGUAGACGGAUCGCCGUUCUAUUACGGACCGUUAAGUUUCAUAAUUGAUCUUGUUGAUUUAACGUUAGUACAACUAUAUAAAGAUUUGCAACAAACUCUUUUGAUCAUUUUGCUCGCCGAAAAUUUUCUACGCAUUUCGUUAACGUAAGGGGAACGCAACUGCCUUCCAACGAUUUAGAUAAAUGAAUAAUUUGUUUAAAUCGCUGACCCACGCGUGGUUGUUUCACGAUUGACAUUAUUCGAUCGCUUAGAUCGUAUAGUUUAGGAUAGUUCCUGAAUUUGGUGUAUCGUAGCUCGAUGAAGUGAUUUUCUUUACAAACUACUAUAAAAGUUGUAUAAUGCAUCUACUUACUUAUUGAAGUAAUUGUGUAACCAUUACACAUGUAACAAAAAUCCAAUGUUGUCAAUAAAAGUAAAAAUAUUAUAUAUAUAUGCACACCA
This is a messenger RNA of Ooceraea biroi (clonal raider ant), 4404 nucleotides long. RefSeq lists its product as uncharacterized. The record is from RefSeq and is a predicted model, not a curated record. NCBI's taxonomy places the organism in Eukaryota, Metazoa, Arthropoda, Insecta, Hymenoptera, Formicidae. Gene Ontology annotation, biological process: mesoderm morphogenesis. Gene Ontology annotation, molecular function: growth factor activity; heparin binding. Gene Ontology annotation, cellular component: extracellular region.